Messenger RNA from Lactuca virosa, 1155 nucleotides. Lineage: Eukaryota; Viridiplantae; Streptophyta; Magnoliopsida; Asterales; Asteraceae. The record is from the annotation of a GenBank genome assembly.
AUGCCGCCGACGGACAACCAAGGAUCUUUUCUCAACCGUAUAAGCAUCCGGCGAAAUCAAGUAGUCUACGAGCAUGAUGUCGAAGACCUCGAACAAUUCCAGAAACACGUCGCCGACCGCCUUACCGAACUCUUCCACCUUCCCACAGAAGACAUAGCACCCGAUGAUCCACCGGAGACACUCUUAUCCAUUGCCUGGUUUCGUAAGCUUCUUGACGCAUUUCUAUGUUGCGAGGCAGAAUUCAAGGCGGUUGUCAUCAUGGGCCGUGACCCUGCCACCUUCGCUAAAUCCCCACUCGACCGCCUUAUCCCGGAGCACCUUGAUCGGUCGGUUAAAGCUCUAGAUAUCUGCAAUGCGAUUACUCAUGGAAUCGAUCUGCUUUUACAUUGGCAGAAGCUCGCCCAGAUUGCCGUUGAUUCUCUUCAGCAACGACCAUUCGGAGAAGGGAACGUCAAAAGGGCAAAAAAGGCAUUGGAUACAUUACUAUCUUCGAUCACCAUCGACGACAAGGAGAACCACCAUCACAGCGGAAAAUACGCAGCGUCGAAAGAUCAGGAAACAAUCGGAAACCUAAGAUCGUUAUCCUAUUCAUUCGCCAAGUCAUGGUCAGCCUCCAAGCAAAUCCAGGCUAUGUCCUCGAAUCUGGCAGCGCCACGCGGCGGCGAGCCGACGGGUUUGGUCGUACCUGUUUACUUAAUGAGCUCCGUUUUGGUUUUCGUGAUGUGGGCAAUGGUGGCGGCGAUUCCAUGUCAAGAAAGGACAGGGCUGGGGGCUCAUUCGCAGAUACCGAAGCAAUUUCCGUGGGCACAUCCGAUGAACGGGCUGCAAGAAAAGAUUGCAGAGGACUGGAAGAAGAAGGAGAAGAAAGGACGGAGUGGGUUGUUGGAGGAGACACAGAGACUGGAGAAAUUGGGGCAGAAUUUGGUGGAAUUUGCAGACGGGUUUACAUUCCCAGUAGAGGAGGAGAAGGCGGAGGAGGUGGCGGCGCAAGUGGUGGAGAUGGGUGAGAUAUGUCGGAGGAUGGAGGAUGGGUUAAUGCCGUUGCAGAUGCAGGUGAGGGAAUUGUUUCUCCGGAUGGUGAGGAGCAGGGGUGAGGCCCUUGAUGUUCUUGAUCAAGUUAACAAGAUCACCACACCAGUUCCAUAUAAUUUUUAG